CUCGCAUACGCAGAGAACGAGAAGGUCCUGUGCUUCCACGGGCCGCUCAUGUACGAGGCAAAGAUCCUCAAGGCCGAGUUCUGGCAGAAGGGCGUCAACAAGAGCGGCGCUGUCGGGCCGCACUACUUUGUCCACUACAAGGGCUGGAAGCAGACCUGGGACGAGUGGGUCCCUGAGGAGCGCCUCUGCAAGUUCAACGAGGAGGGCAUCCGCAAGCAGAAGGCGCUCAUCGAGGCGCAGCGGGCGCGCGACGCCGCCGAGCGCGAGGCGCUCAAGGCGGCCGAGCUCGAGCAGAAGCUCAAGGCGGCGCAGAUGGCUGGCGGGCCGGGUGCGAGUGCGGCGAGUGCGGCGGCGAGGGGGACGGGCAGGGGCACGAAGCGUGGGCGCGAGGGCGAGGCGGAGUACCUCAAGCGGCCCGAGGUCAAGAUCGCGAUCCCGGACAACCUCAAGACGCAGCUCGUCGACGACUGGGAGGCGAUCACCAAGAACCAGCAGCUCGUCCCGAUACCUCGAGUGCCCAGCGUCGACACGAUCCUGAACGAGUGGCUGAUCUACCUCCAGAACGAGGAGGAGACGCGCAAGCGUGUCGCCGCCGAGGUCGCCGCCGGGCUCGGGCUCUACUUCAACAAGGCGCUCGGCAACAACCUCUUGUACCGCUUCGAGCGCGGCCAGUACCAGGAGCAGUACAAGCUCCUGCAGGGCACCGACCGGCAGAUGAGCUCGGUCUACGGCGGCGAGCACCUUUUGCGGCUAUUCGUCAACCUUCCCGAGCUGCUCGCGCACACGACGCUCGACCCCGAGGCGAUGAGCGAGCUCAAGGACCAUGUCCAGCAGUUCCUCCAGUGGAUGGACCUCAACCGGCGGGUUCUCUUUAUCCCGGCGUAUGAUGGCACGAGCAGCGGUUACCAGAACAACAACCGCGGUUGA
This is a messenger RNA of Rhodotorula graminis WP1, 927 nucleotides long. RefSeq lists its product as uncharacterized. Gene Ontology annotation, biological process: chromatin organization; regulation of DNA-templated transcription. Gene Ontology annotation, cellular component: Rpd3S complex; nucleus; NuA4 histone acetyltransferase complex. The annotation marks the transcript as partial. Lineage: Eukaryota; Fungi; Basidiomycota; Microbotryomycetes; Sporidiobolales; Sporidiobolaceae. The transcript has 8 exons. The record is from RefSeq and is a predicted model, not a curated record.